AUGCUUUAUUUGACCAUCAAAGGUGACUUAUCCUCAAACAUUGAAAAAGUGACUCCUCACGACCUAGAGACGGAACCUGCAGAAUUUACAUUUGAUGUUGUUUGUACAAGUUGUAGAGAAGCUCAUGACUCUCCUAUUAUGAUCAAUUCUUUCGAAAGGCAUGAAAUGCCUGGAAGUCGAGGUGAAGCUUCGUUCCUUAUGAAAUGUAAGUUUUGUGGCAAAGAUUGUUCUAUAAAUUUGGAACACUUUGAAGAUUCUUUGUAUAAUGAACCAAACAUUAACAAAGACAAGAGAAAGAAACAUGGAUUAAAUAAAUUAAAUGAUAACGUUGCUGUUAUUCUACAACUAGAUUGUAGAGGUUGUGAUGUCACUAAAUUUUACUUUAAUAGUAAUUUGAUCUUUGAUGUUCAGUUAACCUCUGGUAAAAUAAUGGAAUGUCAAUUUGACCAAGGUGAAAAUGAAUGGUAUGAUUAUGAUGAAGAUUCAGGUGAAGAAGUUUCAAUCACAUCUUUUGAAUACGAAUUUGUUAAAGGUAAAUAA
This is a messenger RNA of Arxiozyma heterogenica, 540 nucleotides long. RefSeq lists its product as uncharacterized. The transcript has a single exon. The record is from RefSeq and is a predicted model, not a curated record. Bases 1 to 540 code for a protein of 179 amino acids. NCBI's taxonomy places the organism in Eukaryota, Fungi, Ascomycota, Saccharomycetes, Saccharomycetales, Saccharomycetaceae. Gene Ontology annotation, molecular function: zinc ion binding.